Molecule: messenger RNA, 1469 nt
Organism: Chenopodium quinoa (quinoa)
Lineage: Eukaryota; Viridiplantae; Streptophyta; Magnoliopsida; Caryophyllales; Amaranthaceae
Product: pectinesterase QRT1-like
Exons: 4
Coding region: 393-1355 (320 amino acids)
Biological process (GO): cell wall modification
Molecular function (GO): pectinesterase activity
Source: RefSeq, a predicted model, not a curated record
CUUUGCUCUCAAGUUUAACCUCACUUUCUUAACUACUCAUUCUUUCACUGAACUUUUAGAACAAUCUCAAAAAAAUGCAAAUUCUCAACUCCUCCAUUAUCACUACAAUUUCAUCUUACCCAAAAUAUAAAUUUGGGAUUAUAAUAAUUCUAACACUCUUUUUAUGACACCCAUUUUUCAUCAAAUUAACACAAAAAUAGCAGAAAUUAACCAGCAUUUACACUCAAAAAUUAAAUUAGUUUACCACCGAAGUGUCACACAAAGUAGACGCUCCAAGUAUUAAAUUCUCUCUCCUUUUUCACAUUCCCAUCAAAACCAACAAUACCCACUUCAAAUUUCAUCAAAUCCUUCAAUUUUAGCAAUUACCCACACAAAUCCACAUAAUUUGAGCUAUGUUACUGAGAAAAGUACAGAUACUCUGUUUUCUGGGUGUUUUAGUUGAGUUGGGAUUUUGUCAAAAUUUUACCAGAAGUUUUGCAAGAGAUUAUAAUUAUAUAACAUGGGAUGAUAUUAAGGUUGAUGAUUAUAAAUAUUUGGUGUCAAACAGUGAGAUUAAAGAUAAGCUAAAUUGGAAUAAUAGUGGGGUAAUUGUGGUUGAUCAAAGUGGAAAAACAGGGGAUUCAAUUACUGUUCAAGGUGCUGUUGAUUUGAUUCCUUCUGGGAAUUCUCAGAGAAUUAGGAUUCUAAUUCUUCCUGAAAUUUACAGGGAAAGGGUAGUUGUACCAAGCUCCAAGCCUUACAUUUCCUUCAUUGGGACAGAAAACCAGACUUCUAAUACAGUAAUUACUUGGAAUAACAAAGCUUCUGAUAGAAAUAGUAAUGGUGCUGAACUUGGAACUUUUGGUUCAGCUACCAUCAGCAUAUUCUCUGAUUAUUUUUGUGCAUCUGAGAUUACUUUUGAGAAUACAGUAGUGGCAAUACCAGGAGGAUUGGGGAUGCAAGCAGUGGCACUGAGAGUAUCAGCUGAAAGGGCAAUGUUCUACAAAGUCAAUAUCCUUGGUGCUCAAGAUACUCUCUUAGAUGACACAGGAUCACACUACUUUUACCACUGCCUCAUCCAAGGAUCAGUCGAUUUCAUAUUUGGCAAUGCAAGAUCAUUAUAUCAGAAUUCAGUUCUUCAUUCAAUAGCCAAUCGAUCAGGAGCAAUUGCAGCACAUCAUCGAAAUACACCUGAAGAAAAUACCGGGUUUUCAUUCUUAAACUGUACAAUCAAUGGAAGCGGAUUGAUUUACCUGGGAAGAGCCUGGGGGCCAUACUCAAGAGCAAUAUAUUCAUACUGUGACAUUGAUGAUAUUAUUGCACCAGAAGGGUGGAGUGACUGGGGUGACCCAGAAAGGCAGAAGUAUGUAUACUGAACUACGGCUAAAACUUGCAUGAUAUAUGAACAAAGAUACGAAAAGUUUAACUAUACUGAUACAAAUAAUUCUGGUUUUGGCGUUAUGUUUUUUAGGACGGCAUUGUUUGGUGAA